AUGAAACAAAAAAAAUUAUACUCUCCCCACCAUCAAAGCAAUAGUUUCAGCAGGUUCACUAGCUAAUAAGAUCUUUGUAUUGAUUCUUCAUAUAUUUCAAAAUAUUUAGGAUAGCAAAAACAUUUGCAAUCUCCUUAAAAAUUGAUGUCCACUAUGUACUUGAAUAGAUUCGAAACUAAUACUCUUAAUUCACCAUUAAGUGAUAGAAGUCAUAGCAACAAUAAAUACAAGCAAUUAACUAAAAAUUAUUUUCAAAAAAAAUACCUUCUAUUGACAGCAGGGAAUGAGAAGAGUAUAAAAGCAUGGAGAAAUUACUUAAUUAAUAGUUUCAGGAAAAAGAUGGAGGAAUUUUUUAAUCUCAAGAAACUCAUUCUAUCCCCUUAGAACAGAGGAAGAAAACUUAAAUUAGGACGAUUCGACAAUCCCAUCAAACAAUUUUGCUAUUUGAGUGAUGAAAUUAUUGCUUUGAAUGCAUUAGCCAAAUAAAAAGUUCCUGGAAUUGAUUUAAUUUAAGAACAGGACAAAUUAAUCAAAACCAAUUACCAAUAUCUAAAGAAUUCAGACAAUGUGGAUUACGAUUCUAAGUAAGACUAUCUAAUUUAUAAGGAUGCAGAGCAUGAUUUCAUAAUACGAAGUUAUUAUUAAUAGAAUAUAGAGAGAAGCAUUCAAAAUUCAUUUGCCUAAUUACAUUCAAGUCAAGAUGCAGAAUUACAAUGACUUCUAUGAUGUAGAUAAUAAACAUGCAAAUCCCUAUUUCAGUUCAAAAUUGUAUGAUUCUUGUUAACAAUUGAAAUUCUAAAACAAAAAACUAGUUAAGAAUUCUCAAUAAACAUCUAUAUGUGAAAAUAUUUAAUUUUCGAAAUUUGAUGAACCUAUUUAAAAAAAUGAUAAUACUAUAUAGCCACAAAAAAGCUUAUCAAAACCAUUAGUUUUAGAAUAAAAUUUGUAAUCAUCUGAUCUUAUAAAGAACGACUAUAUUUUAUAUAAUGAUCAUGAAGAUGAAGUGGCAUUUGCAAAAUAAACUUGCAAAUCAAAGUCAGAGCGAAAUAAAUGCGUGAAACGUAAAUUCAGAAUCAAAAAGCCCCAUGAAUUGUAAUAAAAUACUUAGGUUAAUUUAUCGGAUCAUCGGUUUGUCGAUUACAUGCUCAGCCUUGAGGAUGUUUACGAUUGCAAUUUAGAACAAUUCAAAUUUAACUUGCCUCUUGAAUUUGAAUAAUGCAAUCAUUUAAAUCUAGAUGACUAUGAAUUUGUAGAUACUGACGAGGAAAAAGC
Messenger RNA from Paramecium octaurelia, 1272 nucleotides. Lineage: Eukaryota; Ciliophora; Oligohymenophorea; Peniculida; Parameciidae. The record is from the annotation of a GenBank genome assembly.